Notothenia coriiceps (black rockcod) is the source of this 1371-nucleotide messenger RNA. Its product is annotated as putative carbonic anhydrase 3. Gene Ontology annotation, cellular component: plasma membrane. The transcript has 11 exons. The record is from RefSeq and is a predicted model, not a curated record. NCBI's taxonomy places the organism in Eukaryota, Metazoa, Chordata, Actinopteri, Perciformes, Nototheniidae. Gene Ontology annotation, molecular function: zinc ion binding; carbonate dehydratase activity. Bases 1 to 1053 code for a protein of 350 amino acids.
AUGUCACCAGACUGCAUGGUGCCGGGACAUACAGAUUUACCUGACAGGCCCUCUGCAGAUAAACAGAUUCAGAAGUUCCCGGAAAAUGCAGGGUUCAGAAAUGUUUAUCGACCUACACAAGCUCUUAAUGGACGACAGGUGUUGGCUUCCCCUGCAACUCCUUUACCCAGUCAUCCAUGGUGCUAUCAUGAUCACUGUGAAUACACGCAGUCUGAGUGGAGCCGCCUGCCCAACGCCUACUGCGCCGGGGAAAGCCAGUCACCCAUCAACAUUUCGAAAAGCAGCGCCGUGAAGGAGGAGAAACUCGGUGCAUUCCACUUUGAAAAGUUUGACGACAAACAUGUCAUCGAGAAAAUCAUUAACACAGGCCACACAGUGAAGUGCGUACUGAAGGAGGGUGUGGAGGUCUCAGGUGGAGGUUUGGGACACGUCUUCUCCACCCUUCAGUUGCACUUCCAUUGGGGCGCGCAUGACUCUGAAGGCUCUGAGCACACAGUGGAUUCAAAGAGAUACCCAAUGGAGAUGCACAUAGUCAACAAGAGGAAGGAUUUAACUCUCGAACAGGCACUACAAACUACUGAUGGUCUGGCUGUGCUUGGGUUCUUUAUUGAGGCCACAGGCGCAAAGGAAAAAAGCCGCAGCAGUUCAGAACAAGGCGCGUCCUCAUCUGAUAUGGACGCCUGGAAAAAACUCACCAGCUAUCUUUCAGCUAUUAAAAACAUCAGUUCAGAAGUUAACGUCACCGAAGAGAUCUCCAUUGACGACUUGCUUGGCAGCGUGAACAGAGAGUCAUACUAUCGCUACAACGGCUCCUUGACCACGCCUUCAUGUAACCAAGCUGUGGUCUGGACCGUGUUUAAAGAGUCCAUCAAGGUGGACGAAACCCUGAUGAUGAUGUUUCCGACUGAGACAGGAUAUCACAACGUGUUUCGGAGUGCGCAAUGUCUUCACGGCAGGACCGUUUACACCACGGCAGCCGUAGCCAGAGCCCCCGUCUCCAUCUCACUGCUGCUCGCGUGUCUCUGCGCCUUUCACUUUAGAUUACAUUUCUGAUAAGUUUUACUAAUUGGAGCUUCUGUAGAGCCAAAUAUUGUAAUGAUUAUCAGUCCCUUCAGAUUGUCCUUUUAAUCAUUGUUAGCCAAACACCUAAAGUAGUGUUCAAUCAGUGAUUUGUAUACAGUGCAAUUAUAUCAUCUUUUAAUCAAGAAUACAACAAAAUAAGCCUCUCUAGAUAAGUACAUGACCUGGGUAACACUUGAUUUAAUAAUCACCAUAUGUUUUGUCAAAACAUGACAUCAUUUAUUAAACGCAAUAAUAAUUCAGCCUUGGGUAGUAAUCGAAUACUUUUCUUGAUUAUCCUAAACAACUUAU